UACCCUAGAUUGAUUCCUAUGCGUUGUAAUUCGUCGUUAAAUUCUAUACGUGACUAAAUCUUGAUUUUGGUUUCGAGUUUUCUGGUUUUUGUUUCGAUUCUGUUGAUUCCCCCCUUUUUGGACGCCAUGGAGCAGAAGAAUUUCGUCGUUGGAGGUUCCUUUCUUACUUGCCUUGAGAGACAACACACUUCCCCCCCUUCAGUUAUUGUAGUAGGUGGAGGAAUAUCAGGGAUUGCAGCUGCUCGUGCAUUAUCAAAUGCUUCCUUCCAGGUCACUCUUCUAGAAUCACGUAAUCGGAUUGGUGGUCGAGUCCACACUGAAUAUUCUUUUGGCUGCCCUGUUGAUAUGGGAGCAUCAUGGCUUCAUGGUGUCUGCAAUGAGAAUUCUCUUGCUCCAUUGCUUCGGCAGCUUGGUCUCAGAAUGUAUCGCACUAGUGGUGAUAAUUCUGUCUUGUAUGACCAUGAUCUGGAGAGCUAUGCCCUUUUUGACAAAGAUGGCCACCAAGUACCUCAGCAAUUAGUUAUUGAAGUUGGGGGGAAGUUUGAAAGAAUUCUCAAAGAGACCAUCAAAGUAAGGGAUGAGCAUGCUGAUGAUAUGUCAGUGCUCCAAGCAAUUACUAUUGUUCUUGAUAGGCAUCCUGAGCUACGGCAAGAAGGAUUAGCAUAUGAAGUAAUGCAGUGGUAUAUCUGCAGAAUGGAAGCAUGGUUUGCUUCAGAUGUGGACAAUAUUUCUCUAAAAAACUGGGAUCAAGAGCAUGUUCUCACUGGUGGCCAUGGACUUAUGGUGGAGGGUUACAACCCUUUAAUUAAAAAUCUUGCGAAAGAUCUUGACAUUCGUUUAAAUCACAGGGUAACACAAAUUGUCCAAUGUAGCAACAAGGUCAUGCUCACUAUCGAGACUGGGGCUACUUUCGUAGCUGAUGCCGCUAUAAUCACCGUCCCUUUAGGCGUCCUUAAAGCAAAUAUGAUUCAGUUUGUUCCUAGAUUACCUGAAUGGAAGACCUCAGCAAUAUCUGAUCUCGGUGUUGGCAAUGAGAACAAAAUUGCUCUGCACUUUGAUACUGUCUUCUGGCCCAAUGUAGAAGUGUUAGGUAUCGUCGCUCCCACAUCCUAUGCUUGUGGUUACUUCCUCAAUCUUCACAAGGCAACAGGAAACCCUGUUCUUGUAUACAUGGCUGCGGGGAGGAUUGCGUAUGACAUCGAAAAGUUAUCUGAUGAAGAAGCUGCUAAUUUUGCAAUGUCUGAACUAAAGAAGAUGUUACCUCAUGCUAAAAAACCGAUGGAUUUUUUGGUUUCUCGCUGGGGAAUGGACCCGAAUUCCCUUGGAGCUUAUUCCUGCGAUUUAGUCGGGAAGCCGGCUGACUUAUGCCAUAGGCUUCAAGCCCCUGUUAACAAUCUUUAUUUUGCCGGCGAAGCCAUGAGCAUUGACCACUCCGGAACUGUGCACGGCGCAUACUCUUCAGGCAAAUUAGCUGCAGAAGAAUGCCGAAGGCGUUUAUCGUUGCAGCAUGGUUUUCCAGAUCUUUUCCAAAUCGUUCUUCGGGAUGACAUAAAUGAAAUUAUGUUCCCUCUUCAAAUUUCCAGGCUGUAAUUGAAUCGAUCAUUCGCAAGAUCAAUGAAUAUUGAAUCUGUCAAUGCAGACUGAAUUUCUGAACACAAAUGCAUGAAUUGUGUUCCAUCUCAUUU
Molecule: messenger RNA, 1685 nt
Organism: Dioscorea cayenensis subsp. rotundata (Guinea yam)
Lineage: Eukaryota; Viridiplantae; Streptophyta; Magnoliopsida; Dioscoreales; Dioscoreaceae
Product: polyamine oxidase 5-like
Exons: 10
Coding region: 127-1590 (487 amino acids)
Biological process (GO): polyamine catabolic process
Cellular component (GO): peroxisome
Molecular function (GO): polyamine oxidase activity
Source: RefSeq, a predicted model, not a curated record